Messenger RNA from Cadophora gregata, 4647 nucleotides. RefSeq lists its product as uncharacterized. The transcript is spliced from 3 exons. The record is from RefSeq and is a predicted model, not a curated record. The coding region runs from base 1 to 3591 and encodes 1196 amino acids. Lineage: Eukaryota; Fungi; Ascomycota; Leotiomycetes; Helotiales; Ploettnerulaceae.
AUGUUGUCCUCGCUUCUUCGACCCAAGAAAGCACGUCGACGCGUUGAAGAGUCGCCGCUCUUCUCUUCUCCGUACGCUGGACAUGCCGCUGCAGAUUUUACCGAAGACGAUGAGGAGGACGAACAUACAGAGGAGGAGGAUAAUGAUGAGGAUGAUCAUGGAGACGAGGAAGAGGAGGGAAUGAGUGAGGGAGAAGAAGGCGAGGAUGGAGAUUCGCAUUCGCCUCUUCUGCCAAUCUUCUCCGCUGCGCAUCUAGAUGCUCUGCCAGUGUACAAUCUCACGCAUGCCAUUCGAAUCAUCAUCGUCCCCAGAACCGAAACCACAUUGACAUGGGACCAGCUUCGAUCCCCCCAAGUCUCCCAAUUCCUCGUCAAGCCGAUGCAGCAACAGAUACGAACAUCCCACUUCUCUCGAGCGACCCUAUAUGCGUUGAUGGCGAACUGUCUACAGUUCCAGAAGGAGAGUCAGGCAAAUCCAGGAAAUGCGGGCACCAGUCGAACAAGAGCGAUGGUGUGCGAGCUGAUCGCAAUCAAGUUGCUCAAGGAAUACAAUACUCGAGAGUUGAUCGAUGCGCUAUCAUACGACUUCUUCCCGCUACAAGGACUGGCUACACCUGUUUCAAUCACAUCAGGACCAAAUGGAGGGCCAAAGCCGAGACCUGCUGCGGCUAGGAUCUCGACUUUGGAGGUAGCUAUCAGAGCAUCUGCAAAACGGUUUCUGGCACAUCCUCUUGUGGUCCAGCAGUUGGAGGCUAUAUGGGCAGGGACUAUUGUUUUCCAUUCAGCCGCAGACAAUCUUCAUCGAACACAGCCUGCAACACCAGUGCCGGAUCUGAGACGGGGGGCAGAUGGGAAUACACCGCUGAUCAAGGUAUCAGACCAGCAGGGUGGAUAUGGAUCAAUGCAUUCGCCGAAAUCUCCAAACAAGGCAAUGCUGCAGCAUCAAGAGCAGGCUGUACAAUCUAGGAGGACCGUUACUCUCUACGACCCAAGAGAUGCUUCACUGUUCAAGCUAUCGAGACUAAGAGUUCCUCGAUACCGCCAAUUCUUCUCCACCUGCUCCUUAUUCAUCCUACUCUGUCUCUUCGUAGCGGUCCUAGCCCAACGAUCCAUGGAAAUUACCACCCUAGAAGUCGUCUUCUGGUUCUGGAGUGCAGGAUUCAUGCUCGACGAGGUCGUAGGAUUCAACGAACAAGGAUUCGGUCUCUACAUCAUGAGUUUCUGGAAUGCCUUUGAUCUGGGCAUUCUUUUCCUGCUCUCAGUAUACUACUGCAUGCGUCUGUAUGGAGUGCUUCUAGUCGGCGUUGGACGACAUCAGUGGAAUAGCAUGGCGUACGAUGUCCUGGCUACGAAUGCUAUCCUGCUCUUCCCUCGGCUGUUCAGCGUCCUGGAUCAUUACAGAUACUUCUCACAGCUGUUGAUUGCAUUCCGGCUUAUGGCGGUCGAUCUCGUUGCAGUGUUCGUCCUGAUUCUCAUCGCUUGCAGUGGCUUCUUCGUUGCUUUCACGCUGUCCUUUGGUGAAGAUGAGUAUGAUGCUGCUGGUGUAGCGUACAAGAUAUUCCAGAUCUUGAUGGGCUUUACUCCUGCUGCUUGGGAAGCCUGGCCGACAUACAACCCGCUGGGAAAGGCACUUUUGGUUCUCUUCCUCUUCAUCUGUCACUUCUUGGUUGUUACAAUUCUGAUCACAGUUCUUACCAACUCGUUCAUGGCAAUUGUUUCGAAUGCUGACCAGGAGCAUCAAUUUGUCUUUGCUGUCAACACGAUUAGCAUGGUCAAGAACGAUGCCCUGUUCUCUUACGUCGCUCCAAGUAAUAUCUUUGCAUGGCUUCUAACACCUCUGCGAUUCAUCAUUCCGUUCCGAUCAUUCAUCAAAGCCAACAGAACUGUCAUCAAAGCCACCCAUUUCCCACUUCUCUUCGCCAUCUAUGCCUACGAAAGAGUGUUUCUGGCUCGCUCUGUCUUCGAACCCAUGGAUCUCGUCGAAAACACAAGCCACGGUGGAAAGAGACUUGUUUCCUUCCAAGAUGCCAAAAUGGCGUUGUUCAGUCCCAGUGUCCGACUUCGGCAGGCUUCCGUGGCUGGUGGGUAUCAGAAUGACAAUGCUCUCGAUGAGGUCUUCAGACUUGCUCCUCGACCAGAGACCUUACGAGCUGAGCGUAAGCACUUCGAAGAGCGACAGACGCAUAGUGUUGUCAACAACUGGAUGGCGGAAGGCGUUGAUGCAAGUCCGCCUCAAGAGCAGGAUCGCUCGAUUGUGGACAGACUUGAGAUGAGACGGAAAGCAAGAAAGGCAACUCCUCUAAGACAGCGUGGUAUUUCCGGAACCAGAUCAGUCGCUAGCGACCCGGCAGAAUUCAUGUCCAGAGCCGGAUUUCAUGAUUAUGGUACUGACACCAGAAAUGAUGAUGCUCAAGAAACUGAAGACGAUGGGGAUGAUGAGUUGAAUACUCAUGAUGGUGAAGAGCUAGAGAAACAGACAACACGAUCCAGGAGCCAUGGUGCGACGUCAUACAAGCCAAACGAGAAUGAAGAUUAUUUCACUUCGGAUAUUCCAAAUCGCAUGACCGCACCGGCAUUCUCCUCAUCCGCUGCUUCCUCUCGGAAACACCUGGCCCCACCCAGAACAUCUCCACCUCAACAACGCCGUUCUCACGAUCGAACAAUGUCAACAGGGACAAUUCUCUUCAAUCCCAUCGAAGGCAGUCAAUCCUCCGCCUCACCACCCAAAUCUCGACCCCUGACAGCAAAGUACCGCUCCACAACCAACACAGGCACACAUACUCCCACUGCUCUCAGCGGCCAUCAAACCCCCAAGCCAUUCCACAGCGGCCUCCCCAAGACUAAACCCCGCCCCAUCCUACCCGGCCGACAAAACUUCCAAUCCGUCCCCAACUUCAACUUCAACCUCGACUCUCAACUCACCGGCCCCGGUCCUACAACGCAAACCCGAACCCGACAAAUCCGCCACCGUCGCUCCAGUCUCGACAUGGGCAUGUCAGACAUGGGUCUCGACCACAACGCUCCCGGGAAUCUCGGCGCAGUUCCCAGCUCUUUCGCUACACAAAUGGCGAUGGCGACUGGGGGGUUGAAAGCCUUUCAGGGGAGUAGGAGUAAGGAGGCCGAGACGGAGAGGAUGAUGGGGAGGUUGAUGCUGGCGAGGAUGAAGACUCUGGAGGAGGGGUUUGCGGAGGUGGUUAGGGAGUUUAGGGGGAUGAGGACCGCGGGGAAUAGUUCUGUUGAGGGGGAGGGGGGGAGUGUGGGUUUGGGUGGGGGUAUGGCUGAUUAUGGUGGGAGGAGGGAGAAGGGGAAGGGGAAGGGGAGGGAGAGAGAAAAAGAGACUCUCAGGCAGACACAGCCGGAAAAACAGAGGAAGCGAAAGGGUCUCCUGCCCAGAUCGACUAGCGAGACGGAUUUUGCUACUAUGGAUAAAGAUCGGGGGAGGGGUAGGAGUGGAGAGAGGGGGGAAUUACCGCCGCAUGGUAUUAGUGGAGGUGGAGUUGGAGGUGUUGGAGGGGAGAAUCAGCAUAGACAGACGCAUACACCGGAGAAUGAGAUUCUGAGGAGGUAUGUCUCGAAGGGGAGUUCGUUGUAGAAUGGUUUGUUUGGUUGGGAGGGUGGUUGAGUGAUUGGGUGUGGUGUGGUGUGUUGUACAUGUUCUGCUGCGUUGUGUUAUGUUGUGUUGUGCUGUGUUGUGUUGUGUUGCAUUGCAUUUCCUGGCGUUUUGGUGAGUGAGCGGGCUGGUGCAUAGGCUGGAAGUAUUUGUUUUUCACCGCAUGGCACUUGGGUCUGGAUAUUUGAUUUUGAUAUUUGUUGUUUGGAAAUUUGAGGAAUUGGAUUUUGGAAUUUGGUAUUUCGGAUUUGAUUUUCGGGUAUUUGGAAUUUGGAAUUUGUAUGUAUGUAGAUAAUGUUCGGUGGUGUGUCAUCUGGUGAGAUGAAUUUGAGGUUGAUUUUGAGUUUGAGCAGACAAGUAAGCAAGCGAAUAUACCACUCUGCGCCUUGAGGUUUUGAUACCUUCACUUCAUCUCUACACUACCUGAUUGCGAGUAGUAUUACUGUCACUUGCUAGAAUGAAAGCAGCUGCUUCAACGGAAGCUUCAGUAGACUGUAUUUUCUCAAUUACGAGUACCAGCAUGUGACUCGAGCUGGGUGGUAUGAUACGACUUGAUAUCGUAAAAAUCUCACGAUCGAACAAUGUCAACAGGGACAAUUCUCUUCAAUCCCAUCGAAGGCAGUCAAUCCCUCUGUAUAUACCUGCUAGCACUUUACCUCAAUUCUAUCCCCUGCUCCUUGGACUCGCUCCUCAGACUCACUAUCAUCGUCAACAUCAACGUCGGCACUGGCGGACAAAGAAACUUUGGGGGGCCAAAAGGAGUGUCUCACAAGAUAUUAUUUAUUACGACGGAGCAGAGCAGAGCAGGUUAGGGAAAAGCAGAGUAUAGCGGAGUAGAGAAAAGUAGAACUGGGCUUAGCGGAGUAGACCGGAGUAAAGCAGAGAAGAUCAGAGCGGGAGAAGAUUAGAGCAGGGCAAGGAAAAGCAGAUUAUAGCAGAGUAGACCGGAGUAGAACUGGGCUAAGCGGAGUAGACCGGAGUAAAGCAGAGAGUGGACUAGAUGUCUGAUGUCGAGGCGGAAGAAUGGCAAUGGAUUAC